CCACCGUUCCAUCGGCAUCAACGUCGACGCGUGUCUCGUGCCAGUGCAUUCGACCUGCCGUCCAGGAUCAGAACAUCACCCCGGCAUUCUCCAUCUAGUCGUUCACCUUCCAUAAGGCACACAGCAAAGAGACAUGACCAGCGAAUGCGAUAGUCCAUCUUCGGUGAGCGAACAGCAACCAGCCACUUCAAGAAUGGCCAAGCGCUGGGGAUUUGGCAUUGCAUUCUUUCUUGCGGUACUAGCACUCGUGUUCGGAAUUUCUUUCAUGGCUGCUGGAAGAAAGCGAAGCGACAGGCCGCUAGCAACAGGGGACAACAACGUAACUUACGCCGACAACAGUUCAUCAAGUAGAUAUCCAAGCAUUCAGCAACAGCCGCUUGGAGGCGCGCCUUUGCCGUCAGUCUAUGGACGUGGCUAUAACGUGCGUAAAAGCGAGGUGGACCUUAAAGGCUUGCCAGGACAGGAUCAAGCUGGACGAGGCAUCGACAAAGACAAUUACAAGCAAAUUGAAUUUGGAACAUUCUGGCAGAAUAAAUUAGAAGCUUCCAGUCUCGAAACAAGGAUGGACCGAAGAAGCCAGCCGGGCGGGCAUGAAACUUACAAAGGAGGCAGAAGCGAGGGUCCCUAUCAGCGGAGGAUGCAGAUAAUGCACGGCAGCAUGGACACUGUGUACGGGCGAGAUAAGAAGGAAGAAUAUACGGGAAGGGAGGACGUCCGCGGAGAUCCAGAAAUAGGGAGUCAGAAGAAUACGGAAGAGAAAUGGUAUGGAGCUGGCACGCAGGACGGAAAGUACAACGCUGGUCAGGAAGAAGCAGUCGUGACCAGCAAGGCACAUGACUCUGCCGGAGCAGACAGCAUGGCCGUGAGGGCCAAUUCAGGCAAAACGGUUUGCAAUACAGCAGACUGCGAAUACAUGCGCUGGAUUGUGAAUGCUUCCGUGGACACUCGAAAGAACCCAUGUGGUAACUUCUACGAAUAUGCAUGCGGCAUGGCUAACAAGGCGUUUGAAAAUGAUGCCAACAUGGUUAAAGGGGGCAUGCUCCGUAUUAUCACUAAGGGACUGCGCGAUACAGUCGCGGAAACGUUGAGCCAUGCCUACUCGGGGAGGACCAGCAAUCAAACUGGUUUCGAAAAAGUCGCCGCUUUAUACGCCGCCUGUCAGAACGGCUCGGAGACUUUGGACGAGUCGGACCGAAACGCUGUUGUAAAUUUUUUGACGGAUCAUCAUAUGUUGCCGACGGAAAACUUGACUUUCGACCCACUGGACAAACAGAUCGAGUUGAUGUUUGAGGGUUUUGAACUGAUAUUCAAAUUAAGUGCAGUUCCAGUAGUUCUGACAAAGGAUGUCAAAUUCCUUUUGAGGCUGCCACAAGAGUUAUAUGCCCUUCUCUGGGGACCGACAGACUCCUUUGAGAAAAGGCGAAAUACAUAUGAAGAAGCCUUCAAAGACAUCUUCCCUGCGACUACAUUCAAUGAAACAACGUUCCUCAACGAAUUCCUCAUUGCCGAACAGGAUAUAAUAACGAUUUUGAAAUUCAACUACCGAGAAGAUAUGCGCCUGAUCCCCAUGACGCACCUAGGUGUGGUGUUUUAACGACAAAGGUCUCGCAGACAGAUGGAUUACAGCCCUCGAAAAGUACACAAAUUCUCGUCUUCCUGCACGUUAUUCGCUCGAAGCGACCGAGGGCGAUAUACGCUUCGUGCACAAUCUCUUUGGAAGUGGGGCCAAGAUAAGUAUCGAUUUGGUGCGGAAGUUCCUCGCCUGGAGAGCAAUGGUCUUGAUUUACAGAAACUCCAAUCACGUGGCACAUCGUACUACGAAGCAGUGCUUGCACGAAACAGUCAUGAACUUCCCAUUCGUAGCACUGUCCGCAGCGAUUUUCCAGACAGAAGGAAUCACCAAAGAGAAAGUGUCUGCCGUCCAACAGAUGACGCAAAACAUAUUGGAUGAAAUUGGAACUACUUUGAGCAAGUCACCGUGGCUGGACUGGCAAACGCGACUAGACGCGCAGCACAAGUCAGCCAGCGUUUCACGCGUCGUUGGCUUUCCUCUCGGUCUGUGGAGCAGUCAAGCAAUCGACGUUUAUAUGACUGACGUUCCAGACGUCGGCAAGUCCUUUCUCGCCAGCACUAUUGAAGUCGUCAAAGCAAUUUCGAAGAGGAACUGGGAUAUAGUCUUAAGCGACAAAUCAUUUAGUGCAGUUCUUGACCUGUUCGUUUCAACCAUGGGCAGAAUGUACCAGGCGAAGGCAACAUAUAUCAGGGACUACAAUGCCCUGGUCAUUUCUCCGGCUGCAAUAGCGAAGCCAGUGUUCAUAAACGGCGGACCUCCUGAAGUCAAUUACGGAGCCCUGGGCCGUCUGGUUAGCGCUCAAAUAAUGCGCGCCUUCGACGAAACUGGCCAAAAGUAUGGUGCCACCGGUCAACCUGUCGACUGGUUUACGAAGGACAGCAAAAUGGCGUACGCCGAGAAAGUCAGGUGUCACCGGGAAAGACUUACGGCUUCUCCACUUGCGAGGCGCUACGGAGAUCACCCGGAGUAUCUCACCGACAUCAUGAGUGCGCACACUCUUCUCAGAGCCUACAGGAUUGCGUCGGAGAGGUCCUCUGUUACCUUGGGCGAUGUCAAGGGGCUGACCAGUGAACAACUCUUCUACGUGUCCUGGUGCUUGCUCUGGUGCGGAAAGGACAUGCCGGGAAAACCACCACUAGAAGGAAGGUGCAACCUGCCUCUCAUGAACUCGGAAGACUUUAGCGAAGCGUUUAGGUGCUCCGCCGGCGCUGCUAUGAACGCAGAAAAAAAGUGCCAUUUCUGGUAAAAAACCUUGCUCUGUGUAUUCGCAAAACCAAUUAGAGGUGAAUCUACUACAGCGACGUGAUGGUAGCAAUGCUGUCAUAUUAAAAUUGCGAUUGAUACAAA
This is a messenger RNA of Ornithodoros turicata, 2920 nucleotides long. RefSeq lists its product as uncharacterized. The record is from RefSeq and is a predicted model, not a curated record. Gene Ontology annotation, molecular function: metalloendopeptidase activity. The coding region runs from base 134 to 1594 and encodes 486 amino acids. The transcript has 2 exons. Gene Ontology annotation, biological process: proteolysis. Lineage: Eukaryota; Metazoa; Arthropoda; Arachnida; Ixodida; Argasidae.